AUGGAUAAGCAUGGCGUGAAGACCCCCUUGUGGAAGCAGGACCUGGAGGAGCCCGGGGCCGGGGAGGCGGAGCAGGAGGAAGCCGAGGAGGAGGCGGAGGACGACGAGGACGAGGACGAGGACGAGGACGAGGAGAGGCCGCCGCAGGAGGGCGCGGCGGGGGACCCGGAGCAGGGCGCGGAGGCGGAGGAGGGCGCGAGCUACUGCCCGCUGCGCCAGGAGUCCAGCACCCAGCAGGUGGCGCUGCUGCGGCGCGCGGACAGCGGCUUCUGGGGCUGGCUCAGCCCGCUCGCGCUGCUGGGCGGCCUGGGGGUGCCGGCCGACAGGAAGCGGAGCCUCCCGGAGGAGCCGUGCGUGCUGGAGACGCGGCGGCGACCGCCGCGCCAAGGCUGCUGUGCGCGCUGCGAGAUCCUUUUUUGCAAGAAAUGCAGGAACCUGCACAGCCACCCGGCCUACGUGGAGCACUGCGUUCUGGAUCACCUGGAUCUGGGUAAGGCGGGGGCCGCUGGGGGCUCCUGGGCGCCCCCACUCUCAGCCCCUGUGCCCUCCACCCUCGCCUGA
Molecule: messenger RNA, 561 nt
Organism: Propithecus coquereli (Coquerel's sifaka)
Lineage: Eukaryota; Metazoa; Chordata; Mammalia; Primates; Indriidae
Gene: PGBDF
Product: chromosome unknown open reading frame, human C17orf50
Exons: 3
Coding region: 1-561 (186 amino acids)
Source: RefSeq, a predicted model, not a curated record